Psylliodes chrysocephalus is the source of this 2620-nucleotide messenger RNA. The record is from the annotation of a GenBank genome assembly. NCBI's taxonomy places the organism in Eukaryota, Metazoa, Arthropoda, Insecta, Coleoptera, Chrysomelidae.
UUAAUUUUAUCUUUAAACUAUAUUGUUAACUGUUUAAUGUCGUUAAAAUGUAUUUAAUACCCAUUUAUAUAAAUUGCCUUUCGAAAAGUUUAUUCAUUUUGUUAAAAACGUGAAAGUAGGACGCUCCAGUCAUUAGAAAGUUAUAAUUAUUAACAAAAAAGCCGAAUUCUUCAAAAUUAAAAAAUGUUGUGGAGUUUGUGUUUUAUAUUUUUACUAUCUGGUGCUUCUUGUGCUUCUGUAAAUGACUUUUUAAACGGAGAUGUGAUAAAUAGGUGGUUAUUCACUAGUUUGGGAGAAGAAAACAGUUUAUGUAGGAACCAUAGCCAAUUUUAUUUACAAGAAUUGGACAAACUUAAGUUAUGGGCUACUGAAAUGUACGACGCUAGUGGAAAAUUUCCUAGUGGGAUACUAAACGGAUCACCCUUCGCUUUAGGUCAAUUCGAUGAAUGUCUUGACAUCAAAGUUCCUUAUGAGAAUAACCAAUUUACCGGUAAAUACUGUAUGACCAAAAUUACAGUAACGCCAAACUAUAAAUACAAAAUGAAAGAAAAAAUCGAUUUCGAAUUUGGAGACUACAACGACUUUUAUAACAUAUCAGCAUGGAGCAAAAUGAUAGCGUAUUCACAUGAAGCUUCCAAAGCAGCUAGAAAUGAAAUAUAUUUAUCUUUCUGCUUGCCGUCAUCAUGUACAGAAAUUGAUUUGUAUAACAGCUUAAAUAAUAUAACAAACAGAAUUAAUGGACAACUGAUCGAUUUUAGUUUAACAAUUAAAGACGCCAAAGACAAAUGUCAAGUUAAAUCUGAAUACGUCUAUUCUGUUGGUGAUAUUACCUUCAUAACAUUUAUAACUUUCUUUGCUCUACUGGUACUAGUUUGUUCCCUUUACGAUAUGUGUUCAAGAAGUGAUGAUGAUCCUAAAACGAAAAAAUCUCCAGGUAAAUUGCACGAGAUUUUGAUUUGUUUCUCUGUACCGAAAAAUUUAAAAAAAUUGGCUUCUUCUACUAACAACGAAGAUGGUUUGGAUUGCCUGGCUGGAGUUAAAGUAAUUUCUAUGUUUUUGAUAAUUAUGGGACACAGAUGUAUGUUUUGCUUCGGAGCUCCAAUAGUUAACCCACUGUACAUCGAAAGGAUGUAUUCGAGAUUUUAUGCGACAGCUAUUUUAAAUGGUCCAAUAAUAGUUGACACAUUCUUCCUAAUAUCGGGAUUUUUGGCUAGUUAUUUUACAUUAAGUGCGCUAAAAAACAGUAGAAGCAUUGCACAUAUAUUUUUGAUAUAUAUUCAUCGAUUAAUAAGGAUGACUCCAACUUAUGUAGUGGUAUUAGCUUUCUACUGUACAGUGUUUUCCAGCUUGGGUAGUGGACCUUUUUGGCAAGAAAGAAUCGGGGUGGAAAAAGAUAGAUGCUUACAGAAUUGGUGGGCCAAUGUAUUGUAUAUAAACAACUAUGUCAAUGUAGAUAAACUGUGUAUGUUCCAAUCCUGGUAUAUAGCCUGCGAUAUGCAUUAUUUCCUUUUAAUUCCUCUGUUGGUGAUUAUUUUGAAGAAAAAUGCAACCUGGGGCGUUUCAGCAAUUCUCACUUUAAUGGUUGGAUCAAUUUUAGUUGUUUUCGCCUCAGUUUAUAUCAAAAACGAAGACGCCAUUCUGUUACUCUACAUGAAGUUACUGAGGGACCCUAUCGGCAAUCAUACGUUCUCGAAUAUUUACAUCCCAUCUCACAUGAGAGCGAGUCCGUAUUUUGUAGGCGUGAUCACCGGAUACAUUAAAUAUAGGAUGAAGAAUUCCGCAUAUAAGCUACCCAAAUGGCUGUACAGAACGGGCUGGGUUGCGGCUACGUUUGUUUCACUGGCUACUAUUCAUUUGGGAUUUAUCUUCUAUUUGCCGGAAUUCGCCAACAAUUCAACUAUUAUAUCUGCGUUAUAUGCAGCCUUCCAUCACUUUACAUUUAGCGCUGGAAAUGCUUGGUUGAUCAUUGCUGUGUCUUCAGGAAAAGGAUCUUGGGUUGAACCAUUACUAUCUUGGAAACCUUUCAUUUUGCUAAGCAGAAUCAGCUACACUGCAUUUUUGUGUCAUGGAGCCGUUCAACUGUAUACAGCUGCUAUUAUGCGUGAACCAAACUAUGCUACUCUAUUUUCUACUAUUUAUGCAACAUUUGGCGAUAUAGUAAUGGCCUACAGCUUUGGAUUUCUGCUCAGUAUAUUGUUUGAAGCACCUAUUAUUGGAUUGGAAAAAAUUAUUCUUGGUGGUAAAAGAGAAAAUAGGAAAUCUUUAAACACAAAUCAAACAGAUAUUAUUGAAGAAGUCAAAAUAAAUGGUACAAAGGGUGUUAUUCAAGAAAAUAAUAACCUUACAAAUGUUGUUAUUCAGGAAAAGACUGUCAUUAAUAAUUAACUAUUAAAAAAAUUCUAUGAAUGUUAUAAUUUUUAGUUUUAUCCAGUGAUUUAAUUUUUUAUUGUUGUAAUUAUUUAUUGUAUGAAAAUAAAAAUCUUUUGAAACCUAUCUCUUUAAAUUAAUUUCCAUUUCACUCAAGUACCAGGUAAAAAAAACUUCAAAGAUAUUUUUACAAUAUACAUAUUUAUAUUCCUACAAAAUAAACUUUAACCUACACUGUAAACCACCCAGGCAU